This is a messenger RNA of Cloeon dipterum, 4003 nucleotides long. Its product is annotated as structural maintenance of chromosomes protein 1A-like. The transcript has 19 exons. Gene Ontology annotation, molecular function: protein binding; DNA binding; ATP binding. Gene Ontology annotation, biological process: sister chromatid cohesion. The coding region runs from base 191 to 3886 and encodes 1231 amino acids. Gene Ontology annotation, cellular component: chromosome; nucleus; cohesin complex. NCBI's taxonomy places the organism in Eukaryota, Metazoa, Arthropoda, Insecta, Ephemeroptera, Baetidae. The record is from RefSeq and is a predicted model, not a curated record.
GUUGCAAGAUUUACAAAAUAUAACGCGUCUCGACUUCAGCGAUUGUAAAUAGUCCCGAUUUAUUGGAAAAUUGCGGGUUUUUUGGACCCGCUAUGAAUAUUUUUGUAUCAACGUAGCUUUCGGAAUCUUUUCCUCGUUGCAUAGAGCAGCUUUAGACUUUUCAAGGCUCUCGUUUGGUUGAAAAUCAACGAUGCCUGCAUUCCUGAAGUACAUCGCCGUGGACAACUUCAAGUCCUACAGGGGCUCCCAGAAAAUCGGUCCUUUGAAGCCGUUCACGGCUGUCAUCGGCCCCAAUGGCUCCGGCAAGUCUAACUUCAUGGAUGCCAUCAGUUUCGUUAUGGGAGAAAAAACAUCGAGUCUGCGAGUGAAAAGGCUGAGCGAGUUAAUCCACGGCGCCUCCGUUGGCAAACCGGUCUCUCGAUCGGCCUCCGUGACCGCAAUAUUCGAGCUGGAGGAUGGCACAGAGAAGAGUUUCACCAGGGUCGUCCUUGGCUCCUCGUCUGAGCACCGCAUCAACGAAGAAACUGUCAGCAGCCAGCAGUAUCUGUCAGAGCUGGAGAGGCUGGGAAUCAACACAAAGGCCAAGAAUUUCCUCGUCUUCCAGGGUGCGGUCGAAUCAAUUGCUAUGAAGAAUCCAAAAGAGAGAACUGCCCUGUUUGAGGAAAUCAGCGGAUCUGGUACCCUGAAGGAAGAGUACGACCGGCUGAAGGUGGAGGUAUCCCAGGCGGAGGCGGACACGCAACACACGUACAACAAGAAGCGCAACAUUGCCCUGGAGAGGAAGGAGGCGAAGAUGGAAAAAGAGGAGGCGGAGAAGUACCAACGGCUGAAGGACGAGCUUGCCGACAAGCAGGUCGAGUUGGCGCUUUUCCGACUCUACCACAACGAGAAGGACAUCGAGCUGAUCACCGACGAGCUGCAGACACAGCAGCAGGUCGUGCAGCGCAUAGAGCAGUCCAAGGAGGGCAAAGAGGAGGAGCUGAAGGAGAAGAAGAAGGAGCAGGGCAAGAUUGGCCGAGAGAUGGCCAAGACUGAGCAGGAGAUCAGAGAAAUUGAAACGGAGAUUAACAAGAAGCGGCCGACGUUCAUCAAGGCCAAGGAGAAAGUGGCCCAUCAUCAGAAGAAACUGGAGACGGCCAAGAAGUCAAUGGCUCAGGCCAAGAAGGCGUAUGACGCCCACAUGGAAGACAUUGCCGAGCUGGAACGCGAACUGGCCGAAGUUGAAAAGAAGAGAAUGGAUUAUGAGGAAACCAUUGCUGGAGAAUCACAGCAACAAGGUAAAGAACUUAACCUGGAGGAUGAGCAGAUGAACCAGUACCACCGUCUGAAGGAGGAGGCCGGCCGUCAGUCAGCACUCCACCUGCAGGAGCUAGACUCAGUUAACCGCGAGCAGAAAUCAGACCAGGACCGCCUGGACAACGAGUACCGCCGCAAAACCGAGAUCGAGAACCGGCUGAAGCAGAAAGGUCACGAAAAAGACGAGGCCGAGAAGCGAAUCGAGAAGUUAGGCGAGCACAUUCGCUCAAGCGAGUCUGCUUUGGAAGAGCAGCGGCGGCUGAGGCGCGAGUUGGAGAGCGACGUCGGCUCCAGCAAGGACAAGGUGACCAAUUUGCAGAGGGAUUUGGAAAAUGUGGCUGAGCAGCUUGGCGACGCUCGCGUGGACAAACACGAAGAAGCCAGACGCAAGAAGAAGCAGGAGAUAGUCGAGAACUUCAAACGGCUCUACCCUGGAGUGUUUGAUCGGAUGAUCAACAUGUGCCAGCCGAUCCACAAGCGGUACAACAUGUGCGUGACAAAGGUGCUGGGCAAGUUCAUGGAGGCGAUCGUGGUGGACACAGAGAACACGGCCAGGCAGUGCAUCCAGUACCUGAAGGAGCAGAUGCUUGAGCCGGAAACCUUCCUGCCGCUUGAUUAUAUCCAGGCCAAGAGCUUGAAAGAGAGGCUCAGGAACAUCCGAGAGCCAAAAAACGUCAAGUUGCUUUAUGACGUGCUGCAAUACGACCCUCCAGACAUCAAAAGAGCCGUUCUUUUCGCUACAAACAAUGCUUUGGUGUGUGAAUCACCUGAAGAUGCCAUGAAGGUGGCAUAUGAAAUGCAGGACGGACAGCGUUACGACGCCGUUGCGUUGGAUGGCACGUACUACCAGAAGUCUGGUAUAAUCAGCGGCGGCUCUCUUGAUUUGGCGCGCAAGGCGAAGCGCUGGGACGAAAAACACUUGUCCAACCUCAAGUCGCAGAAAGAGCGGCUUACCGAGGAGCUGCGCGAGGCCAUGAAGAAGUCGCGUAAAGAGAGUGAGUUGAACACAGUCGAGUCGCAGAUCAAGGGGCUGGAGACGAGGCUCAAGUACUCUAAGAAUGAUCUUGAAAACACCAGCCGCCAGAUCCAGGUCGUCCAACAGGAGAUUAAGCAGCUCAAGCAGAAUCUCAAUGAUUUUGAGCCCAACAUCACGAUCAUCGAGGACAGAAUGCGCAAGAGGGACGCGGAGAUCGAGAAAAUCAAGGAGAAUAUGAACAAUGUCGAGGACAUAGUGUUCAGGGAGUUCUGCGUGCAGAUCGGCGUGAAGAACAUCCGCCAGUAUGAAGAGCGAGAGCUCAGAACGCAGCAAGAGCGUGCCAAGAAACGCCUCGAGUUCGAAAACCAGAAGAACCGAAUCCAGAAUCAGCUUGCCUUUGAAAAAACUAGGGAGACUGAAAACAACAUGAGGCGGUGGGAGAGAGCCGUGCAGGACGACGAGGACGCGUUGGAGAAGGCGCGGCGGGCGGAGAGUCUGCAGCUGGCGGAAAUAGACAAGGACAUGAAGGACAUGGACAAGCUGAAGAACGAGCGGCUGAACAAGAAGGUUGACUACGACCGACUCGAGGAGGACAUUGGCAAGAUGCGGCGGGAGGUCGGCGCAGUCGCCAAGGAAAUUCUGGCCGCGCAGAAGCAGGCGUCCAUUCUUGAGUCAAAGAUUGAGCAGAAAAAGGGCGAAAGACACAGCAUCCUCACCCAGUGCAAGAUGGAAGAUAUUCUCAUACCAAUGCUGAGAGGCAACAUGGAGGACAUAGGAGGUCCUGAAGCUUCCGGCUCCCAGGAUGAUGCUCAUGAGGCUGCCUCAAGCUCUCAGCAGGCCUACGAAAAGGAAAACAGAAUAAAGAUCGACUACGACGCCCUUCGGUCUCAGUACAAAGACCUGGACGACCCUGACGACAAGAAGAAAAUCGAGAACAGUCUGGGCAAGAAGCUGAACGAGUGCAUCGCCAACAUUCAGAAGAUCAACGCGCCCAACCUCAAAGCGAUGCAAAAGCUAGACAUGGCCAGGGAGAAGCUGCAAGAGACGGACAAGGAGUUUGAAAACGUGCGCAAGAAGGCGCGCAAGACGAAGCAGGCGUUCGAGCGAGUCAAGGCCGAGCGCUACAAACGCUUCAUGGACUGCUUCCAGCUCGUCUCAGACAGAAUCGACGGCAUUUACAAAAGUCUCGCGCAGAACCAGUCCGCGCAGGCCUUUUUGGGUCCGGAGAACCCGGAAGAGCCAUACUUGGAUGGAAUCAACUACAAUUGCGUCGCCCCAGGAAAGCGGUUCCAGCCCAUGUCCAACUUGAGUGGAGGAGAGAAGACCGUUGCUGCCCUUGCCCUGCUUUUCGCCAUUCACAGCUACCAACCAGCGCCGUUCUUCGUGCUUGAUGAGAUCGACGCCGCCCUGGACAACACCAACAUUUCCAAAGUGGCCUCGUACAUCGUGGAAAAGACCAACUCACUCCAAACCAUCGUCAUCUCCCUGAAAGAGGAAUUCUACUCUCACGCCAACGCAUUGAUUGGAAUCUGCCCCAACAUUGACCAAGGAGUGCUGGUGAGUCAGGUGCUAACCCUGGACCUGACGGAGUACUACGAGCACAAGGAGAUGUGAAUUCGUCAUUUUUAUUUGCUAUUCUCAAAUUUUACCUUUUCAAAUACCUGGUGUAAAUAUUUAUUACAUUCUCGUGUAUGUGAUUAGUGUAGUACAGAAAUAAAAACAGCGAUUGUU